Molecule: messenger RNA, 2178 nt
Organism: Symbiodinium natans
Lineage: Eukaryota; Dinophyceae; Suessiales; Symbiodiniaceae
Source: the annotation of a GenBank genome assembly
AUGUCAGAGGAGAUCGCGAACGCCAACCACUACACCGAUGCGGACGGCAAGCGCCAUCGUCUGAAGGGCAGCGAGUCCCUCCAGGAAGCCGGCCUCUCCCUCGAGUCGCCCGACCCCUUGCCCCGCGACGCGUCGCUGCUGGCGCACGCGCUGGAGAGCGACCGAUAUGAGCUGAUUGUUGGAUUCACCGUCCUGUGCAGCGUUGCGAUCAUGGCUGCAGACUACCAGUAUGCAGGCUACAGCGUGGGGCAGGCAUUGGAGUUUCAAGGCAUGCACGAGCUGCCACUGGCAGAUGCAAAUCCAGAAUGGAUUGGAGUCGCCAGCGUGUGCCUCGAUGCCAUCUUCGGGAUGGACGUGGUCGUGCGAAUCGCCGUACUCCGUAUGCGCUUCUUCCGGCUCUGGGUGAACUGGAUCGAUCUCUUCGUCGCUGCUUUGUCAAUCGGUGCGAGCGCAAUUUCCGGCAUCGACGCAGGAUUCAAUGUGUGGGUGCUGCGGAUGCUACGCCUAGCCAAAGUUGCUAGGGCGCUGCGCUUGAUGCGGAUGCGCCGUGCUCUGGAGUCCUUGUCCCUUUUGCUGCGGUGCGCCGGGGGCUAUAUACAACCUCCCCCCAACAACUUGGCCUCGGCCGGUCAUUACACGAGUGCUAUGGCUUCGGGUCACUUUCUGCGGCUGGGCUGCCUCUUUCUGGCGUUGGAGAGAACUUGGGGUGCCGGCUGCUCCACAAUGUGUCCUGCUGGUCAGUCGUAUGCAGCUACCACCCUCUCAAGCCUCGUGACAGAGGCCGGCGCGGACUUUGGGGCCAUCCAGGAAAUCCAGAUCUCGGUGCCUUCAGGCGCACUUGUUGAGCUGAGCACCAAUAGCACCGGCUUUGCCGAGAACAGCAGCUGCCCUGUGCUGCGAGCCAUCCGAGAGGAUGAAGGGCAAGACAAGAUCUCCUCGAUCGGCUGGGCCUUCGGCUCCCCGAGCUUCGACUCCACCAGCGGCAUCUUAACCGUACCCAUGACAUGGUCUUGCCCUCCCUACGCCAUCUCUUCCGCCAAAAGCUCCUCAGCAGCCCUGGCCAUGGCAGCCACAGCCUUCGCUGUGGCGGGCCGGGAUGCCUUUGCCGCAGCAGCCGGCGCGGCGGCCUGCGCCACCGGGGUCCUGGGCGCAUCCUUCGGUGAAGGAUCGAUGAUGUGCAAUGCCGCCUGCACCCCAUGGCUCCACUUGCGGAUGGAGGGCGGGCAACCCAACGUUACCUUCAACGGCACCUCCAUGACAUUCACUUGCCCCGAUGGAGGCUGCGGAGGGGGUUCUGAAUGUUUGGGAACGACUGCCCCGGCCAAUGUCUGCGAGUAUGGCUUCGUUGACGGCCGGCCUUUUGUGGACGAGCGCGGUCCGGUGUUCGCAGCUGUCACACAGAGCAACGGCAGCUGCUGGGCAAGCCCUGUCCCCAGCGUGGCAUCGCGCGCGCCGUCGCCGAGCGAGUUGCCGGAAGCUCGGCGCCAGAGCGCAGCCCAGCGCUGGCGCUUGGCUGGGCUGACGGAGCAUGCUUCGGUGGCGUCCUUCUCCCGGGCCUCCUUGGAGCUCAUGGCCGUGGGCGCCCCAGCGGACCUCCUGGCCGACACGCACCAGGCAGCAUUGGAUGAGAUCCGCCAUGCCAAGGUGGCGUUUGGCCUAGCGCAGUACUUUGGGGGUGAUGCGGCUGCGCCCGGCCCGCUUCCCAUCGGCACAGUGGCCGUGGCCACCUCGCUGGCCGAACUGGCUGCGAGGACCUACACCGAAGGAUGUGUGGGAGAGACCCUGAGCGUGGCCAGGGUUCAGCUGCAGCUGCUGGCUGGCGACUUCCUCCCCGAAGAAGAAGCUGCGAUGCGCGCCGUCUUUGCCGACGAGGCCCGGCACUCUGCCUUGGCUUGGCGCACCGUUGCCUGGGCCUGGAAGCAGGACCCUGCAGCCGUCGGAGAAGCGCUGCGCGCAGCGGAUGCGAAGAGGUCGACGCCGGCGGAAGGGGCGGCCGAGUUGCAGCUUGAGCUCCUUCGGCUCACCCGGUCAUGGUUGGAGGGGCUGCUGGCCGGGAGCACUUGGCCUCCAGCUGUGGAAGACGUUGCCGCCGGAGAGUCGCUUGCCACCAAGGCUGCAGCAGCGACGGCAGAAGAGGUUGCCAGGGCCCUACGUGCUGAGACAACCAUCUCAGUCUAA